Sorghum bicolor (sorghum) is the source of this 3204-nucleotide messenger RNA. RefSeq lists its product as uncharacterized. Gene Ontology annotation, molecular function: protein binding; G-quadruplex RNA binding. Gene Ontology annotation, biological process: positive regulation of transcription by RNA polymerase II. The transcript is spliced from 7 exons. Bases 403 to 2916 code for a protein of 837 amino acids. NCBI's taxonomy places the organism in Eukaryota, Viridiplantae, Streptophyta, Magnoliopsida, Poales, Poaceae. The record is from RefSeq and is a predicted model, not a curated record. Gene Ontology annotation, cellular component: NSL complex; Ino80 complex; MLL1 complex.
GCAUCGGCGGGGCGGGGGGCGAGCUGGCCCACCAAUACGCGGCGGCGGGGCCAGAGGCAGGGCCGCUGCUCGCUCGUGUGCUCACUCGCACGGAGGCGGGGCCACUGCUCACUCGCGUCCUCACCCGCACGCCAGAAGCCGGAGAUCCCCAGCGCGCUCGCCGGUCGAAGCUCCCCCACGCGGUGGCAGUCCGGUUUUCCUGCGGAAAGCCCCCGGCGCGGAAGCUAACGCCCGGGUUCCGGCUGCCCUUUCUCGGAGGAGCCCCGCCAGCCUGGGAAACUCUUCGUCCUCUACUCCUCUUGCCUUGUCGCCUUUCCCAAAACCCUAAACCACACACGCCCCCCCAACUCCGGCCCCUUCCACCUCCCUCGAAGCAGCGAAGGCGGUGGUGGCAGUGCCGGCAUGGGCGCUCUGUCGGCUUCGACUUCGUCGGUGAACUGGCUAGUCGAGGACGACAUCCUCCUCAAGAACGCAGUCGAGGCUGGUGCCUCAUUGGAGUCCUUAGCCAAAGGAGCUGUAUGUUUUUCCCGUAAAUUCACUCUUCAAGAAAUACAGGACCGCUGGAAUUCAUUGCUUUAUGACCCAGAAAUCUCAACACAAGCAGCUUCUCGGAUGGCUGAGUAUGAGAAUGAACUUUCCACUUCCGAUCCAGCCAAGGCACAUAAACUUUUCAACUCAAAAGCAAAGGAUUUUUCAUUUCAGAAACGGAAAAUAGACAGUGUAAAGAAUCUAUAUUAUGCGAUGAGAAAGAGAGUACGCAAUGAUCCAUGUAACAGUGGUGACCUUGGAUUUCUUGUUGCCCCCUGUUCAUGUAUGGCAACUGGCAGUGAGUGUGUCUGUGGAGGCCUACCUAACAAUAUUGAACCAGAGCUGAAUUCAGUGAGCCGCUAUGGGCAAGUGGGUUCAAGCUACAAUGGUGGACAUGCAUAUUCUGAAAUGAAUGGACAAUCUUUUCAUACGAAGCAUACUGAGAGCAUGGCAAGAGAUGGGGAUGGUACCAAUAACGUCGUGUAUGGCUACUCAGAUGUAGGCCAACUAUAUGAACAUCAUGCCUAUGCAGCGAAUAAUCAUGGGAAUAGUGAAGGGAACAAUGUUUCUCUAAAGAGUAUCACAGAUUUUCAGGAUUCUAUGCAGUUUCAGCACUUGGACAACAAUCAAUGUGGUAAUGGAGUGGUAGACUCAAAGGCUUUGGUGAUCCCUAACCAUUUCAGUGGAAGUGUGCAGGAACCUACGCCUCUCCAAGUGAUUGGUCAACCUGAGGGUUCUGAAGCACCAGAUGGUGCAAUCUGGAGUGGGGUUCAGCAAAGAGACAGGCUCACUCUUGCUGAUGAUAAGAAUGUAAAGUCAGAAAACAGGGACCCUCUCACAUUCGAAGCAAAUUUAGAUGGUGGGAUGUCUGGUUUAGAUCACGCUGCAGAUUUUAUGGACUUCCCAUUUUUCAGUAAUAGUGAAGACUUUGAUAUCCUGAAUAGUGAAAAUUUUUUGAAUUCUCCAAGUGAGGGAAACCAGGAGGAUUUAGAUGACCCUGCCUUCAAAGUUGUUCAUGGGGUUAGAUCAAGCAUGCAAAAUCUGGUGCAUCCCGAUGAUGCCAAUAUCUCCUGUGAUCAAAUAGAUCUUGGCGAUGUAAAAAAUAAUGCAGAUGCUUCUGGUAUAAUCUUAGUUCCUACUCCCUUACUAGUGCCCUGUCCUGGCCUGUAUGUGGAGUGCAAAUUGAACACAGAAGAUCCUGAAAUUCCUUGCAAUGAUGAUGUUUCUACACCAACAGAGUAUCCUCUUGAAUGCUGUACUUCUACCUUUGGGCAGAAAUCUGAGAAUACUAUCUAUUCAGCCUCCCCUGCAACCAGCCCUCCAUCAAAUGCUGAACAGCCCAAAACAAAGGACUUGGCUAUAAUAAUAAAGAGUGAAGAUAUGGCAAAUGUCCAACCUUCGUUACAAACAAUUAAGAUGAACCCAUCCACUUCAGAACAAAAAGAAGACUCAGUGGCUCAUGACGAAGGUGGUGUCCUAGGAGCUAAACCGUCAGAAGGUGCUUCAACAACUGGAGCCCUUUUGACUGGUAACAUUGACACAAAUGAUGCAAAUACAUGCAUGCUAGCUUUGCCCUCUUUCAGUGCUGCUGGAUUUGGUGAAGGAUCGCCUUGUAGUUUAGGACCACAUGAGAGCUUUGAUAACUCUCAUGGUUUGACUUUGCAAAAUUCAGUUCAAGCUCCUGAUCAGAUGCAACACAACUCACUUAAUGGUCAACCAGAAUUAGGUGACAAGGCUGCACUACAGAACUGUACGCCAUCGAAUGCGCUGCCAGAUUUGGGUAUUCAGAACACUAUUGCAAAUGCGGCAACACCAGCUCAAGCAGAAGAAUGCCUUGACCAUGAAAAAGAUGUUCCAAACUACUAUGAUCUAGAAGCUUUGAUUCUUGACCAGGAUCUCAUCCCGUGGGAUCAAGACUCUGAUUUGAUGCAUCCUGAAGUUACCAGAUUUCAUCAUCCGGAAAGCAGGAAGGCAUUGAUUAGAUUGGAGCAAGGUGCUCGGUCUUAUAUGAACAGAGCUAUCAUGUCGCAUGGUGCUUUUGCAGUUAUUUAUGGAUUGCACUUGAAAUGCUACAUAAAGGAUCCUGAGGUUACUCUUGGAAGAGAGACAGAAGAUGUCAAAGUUGACAUUGAUUUGGGAAAAGAAGGGAGGGCAAAUAAGAUAUCUCGCCGACAGGCGGUUAUCAAGAUGGAUGAAUCUGGGUCUUUUCAUAUUAAGAACAUAGGAAAAUGUCCAAUCUUUGUUAAUAGCAAGGAAAUACCAAGCUGCAAACGCAUCAACUUAAACUCUGAUUCAUUAAUCGAGAUUAAGGACAUGAGGUUUAUUUUUCAUGUAAACCAAGACGCUGUGAGGCAGUACAUUGAUCGUAACCUGAAGCCAGAACGCUAGUUUCCUCUGGUUUCCAGUCAGCACUUUGUGAGUGGCUCCUCAUUAACAACAAUAGUAGUAGCAGUAAAAUUGAGUAAGAACUACUCAUUUAGGAUGUAAAUGGUUGUAGUCUGUUCUCUGUUGUGUUUUCUGUCUGUUUGGCGAGCAUAAAUCAUGCAUAUCCUGCACAUUUGCUUCCAGUUUGUACCGACACCCAGGAAUAAUUUCAUUUGUAUACUGUGGCACCCUGGUUUGUGGUGACUGCCAAGAGGCAACUAAAAUGCAAGAAAGUGCCGAAAAGAAUCAAAA